This is a messenger RNA of Xyrauchen texanus (razorback sucker), 3813 nucleotides long. RefSeq names its product voltage-dependent calcium channel subunit alpha-2/delta-2-like. The record is from RefSeq and is a predicted model, not a curated record. NCBI's taxonomy places the organism in Eukaryota, Metazoa, Chordata, Actinopteri, Cypriniformes, Catostomidae. Gene Ontology annotation, molecular function: voltage-gated calcium channel activity. Gene Ontology annotation, cellular component: voltage-gated calcium channel complex.
GCAUCUUUCGUUCAUUCCUCAUUGCACUUCAUAUUUACUCCUGGCGCGAAACGAGCGAUUAAUACUGCGUCAGACGGGGAUAUUCCGUUCUGCUGGAUUACCGUGAGGAUAUUUGCGCUGCUGGUUUGCGGUGUUUUCAUGGAAAAUGGCGAGAUGUGUUCACGCGCGUCUGAUGAUGAUGAUGGUGGUGGUGAUUUUCAGCGGAUCAUGGACCGCAGUGGACGCGCUCACGUUCCCCCAGCAUUACACGAUCAUGCACUGGGCUCGACGCAUUGAACAGGAGAUUGACAGAGUCCUGCAGCACAUCAGCGGAGCUCAACAACUCAAAGGGAUCUACAAUGAGAAGAGAAGACAGUUCAGUGUGGUCAGAAAUAACCCACGAGACAUCGUAGAGAAUGUCGCAACAGACAUCGAGAGACUGCUGGCCAAGAAACGCAAAGCUCUUGAGAAACUGGCGAGUGAAGCGGAGCGUCUGCAGAAAGAUCAUCACUGGCAGGAUGGACUCAAGGAGGAGAAUAUUGAAUAUUAUAACUCUAAAGCAGAGAUGGACUAUGACGGUGAAGACAUUGAUUCUCAAAUGUCGCUGAAGUUGGAUUUUGUUUACGACUCAAACUUUAAAAACCAUGUGAAUUACUCUCACACGGCGGUACAGAUCCCAACGGACAUCUAUAAAGGAGCUCCAGUGAUUCUGAACGAGCUCAACUGGACUCAGGCAUUAGAGAGAGUUUUUAUGGAGAACAGUAGAGACGACCCGUCGCUCCUCUGGCAAGCGUUUGGGAGCGCCACGGGAGUCACGAGAUAUUACCCAGCGGCUCCAUGGAGAGCGCCAGAUAAGAUUGACCUGUACGAUGUACGACGGAGACCCUGGUAUAUUCAAGGAGCAUCGUCACCCAAAGACAUGGUCAUCCUCGUGGACGUGAGUGGCAGUGUUAGCGGUCUCACUCUCAAACUGAUCAAAGCGCCAGUCGCCGAGAUGCUCGACACGCUUUCUGACGAUGAUUACGUCAACGUCGCCAGGUUUAAUGAGAAGGCGGAGGCGGUGGUGCCAUGUUUUCGGCAUCUGGUUCAGGCAAACGUUCGCAACAAGAAGAUCUUUAAAGAAGCCAUUCAGCAGAUGCAAGCCAAAGGAACAACAGAUUAUAAAUCCGGCUUUCAUUUCGCCUUCAACCAGCUGCUCAACAAGACGAAUGUACCUCGAGCGAACUGUAAUAAAAUAAUCAUGUUGUUUACUGAUGGAGGAGAAGACCGAGCUCAGGACAUCUUUGAGCAGUACAACUGGCCCAAUAAAACGGUCCGUGUCUUCACGUUCUCUGUGGGGCAGCACAAUUAUGAUGUCACUCCUCUGCAGUGGAUCGCAUGUGCUAAUAAGGGAUACUAUUAUGAGAUCCGCUCCAUCUGUGCGAUACGGAUCAACACCCAGGAAUAUCUGGACGUGUUGGGUCGGCCGAUGGUUCUGGCGGGCAGGAGUGCGAAACAGGUUCAGUGGACGAACGUCUAUCAGGAUGCUCUGGGUCUUGGUCUGGUGGUGACUGGUACGAUACCUGUUUUUAAUCUCACGGUCGAUGGAAACUCUCAGAAUCAGCUGAUUCUCGGUGUGAUGGGGGUUGAUGUUCAGCUGGACGAGCUGAAGAGUCUCGCACCACAAUUCAAGCUGGGUCCUAACGGCUACAUCUUUGCCAUUGACCCCAAUGGAUACGUGCUGCUGCAUCCAAACCUGCAGCCUCAGGACGAGGAUCUGCCUGAACCAGUAACUCUGGACUUCCUGGACGCAGAAGUAGAAGACAGCAGUAAACAAGAGAUUCGACGGCAAAUGAUCGAUGGCAGAUCGGGGGAAAUGACCAUCAAAACUCUUGUUAAAUCAAUGGACGAGCGCUACAUUGAUGAAGUCGUGCGGAUGUAUGCAUGGACUCCCAUUAACAACACAGAUUACAGUCUGGGACUGGUACUGCCGCCAUACUGUGAAUAUUACAUCCAGGCUGAUCUCAGUGAUGUCAUGCUACAACUGCAGUAUCUACAGUCUCUGCUGCCAAACUCUUUUGUGUCUGCGGGUCAUGUGUUUCUAGCUCCCAGGGAAUACUGCAAGCGUCUGCAGUUGGCGGAGAAUAACACACAGUUUCUGGCUGAUUUUCUGUCUCUGAUGGUGGAGAUCACACCUGAAUCUGAAGACUGUGAUCAGGGUCUGAUUCAUAAUCUGAUUCUGGACUCUGGGAUCCUCUGGCUGCUCGCCACACGGGUCUGGCAGAAUAAAGACCUGAACACGUAUGGGUUCCUGGCGCUGUUUGCAUCCACCAAUGGAGGCGUCACACGUGUUUACCCCAAUAUGGCUGCUGAAUCAUGGGAUGAAGACCCCGAGCCUCUGAAUUCAAACUUCUAUCGUCGCAGUCUGGAUAACAAGGGUUACAUGUUCAGAGCGCCGACACGCACCUCAAUGGAUGAUCUGUUGAUCUCUGAAAACGGUACGGUGGGAAUUCUCGUCACAACCGCUGUUGAGGUCACAAUCGGAGGAAAAACCAUGAAACCUGCAGUUGUUGGUGUUAAACUGGAUUUAGCGUGGGUCGACAAGUUCAAGAUCCUCGCCAGUAACGUCUCGGACAGCAGACAGGCCUCACAGAAGUGUGGACCGUCGAGAUCCUGCGAGAUGGACUGUGAAGUGAACAGCGACGAUUUACUCUGUUAUCUGAUUGAUGACGGUGGAUUUCUGGUGAUGUCCAAUCAGAGAGAUCACUGGAAGAAGGUGGGUCUGUUCUUCGGCGAGGUGGACCCGUAUCUAAUGUUCGCCCUCUAUAACAACUCAAUCUACGCUCGUCAUCAGACCUUUCAGUACCAGACUGCAUGUGAACCGACGGCCAGCAGCCACACGGGAGCCGCACACAGACCAUUCUACGUGCCUUCCAUUACUGAUUUUGUCAGUCUGGCGUGGUGGACGUCAGCAGCGGCGUGGUCUGUUCUGCAGCAGUUCUUGUAUGGACUCAUCUACAGCAGCUGGUUCACUGCAGAUGUGUUUGCAGAGAUUUUUUCUGACAGUAAAGGAAGCAGCAGCAGUUGUGUGACGGUUAACAGUCAGUUUUACUUCACCAACAACACCAACUCAUUCAACAUACUGCAGGACUGCGGGAACUGCUCCAGGUUGUUUCAUGCCAAGCGGAUUGAGAACACAAAUCUCUUAUUUGUGGUGGCCGAGACUCUGCCCUGCAGCUCCUGUGAGAUUGAGAAACUACUUCCUGUCAGAACAAUGUCUCAAGAAGAGAACCCGUGUGAGGUGUUGAAUUCUGCUCGCUACAGGAAAGGACCCGACAAAUGCUUCGACUACAAUUCUGAGGAAAACGCAUCGGAGUGUGGCGCCCGCUUCUGCGCACUGUCCAAUCAGAUUUCUUCUCUGGAUUCAGUUAACGUUGCUUUACCUCGUUCUACGAUCUUAACUUCUGUCUCACUGCUUCUGUGUGUCUCAUCCGUGUGACCGUCCGGAUCUCUCCUGGUAUGUUCCUGGUUUUCCUGCUCUCCAGUUCAUGGUCAGGAGCAUUCCUGCUGUGUGCCGGUACAGAGCAGAGCAUGAUGGGAUAAUCGUGUCUUUCUAAUGCAGACAUUGUGCAGAUCUUGCCAAAUCCAGAAACAGGACGGGACACGAUGUUUUUACAAACAAGGAAGAGCAAAGAUUUAAUGCUUAUUAUCACAAUCUCACUUUGUGCGUUUUUAUUUAGUGUUGCCUCACUCUGGAUUUCACGCCAAUCCCAGACAAUUACUGGACACGGGCAACUAUUUAUUUAAGCUUCUUUGCCGGUAGAGGAGGUUGAUUCAUUGCUAACUGCUUUCUUC